GAAAUCACACACCCAUUGGGCAAAUGGAAAAGUCAGUAAAUGAGUAAAUUUUAUCAAGUGUGUUAAACAUUGCUGAUUAUUAAAAUAAAAAAUCAACGAAAUGUCGACUGCAGAAUUAAACCCAAGACCCCUUCGGGUAUCACCAUUAAUCAAGUUUGGAAGAUGGUCUUUUUUGACAGCCGGUAUUGCUUAUGGUCUUUUCCAUCAAAAUAGAUUAAGCAAAAAAGAAGCACUUUGGCGUAUAGAUGAAAAUGAAAAGAAAAAGAUUCGUGAUGUACAAUUAGCUGCAGAAAAGAAAAGAGCUGCAGAUGAGGAAAUGAGGAAUCUUGAAGCCAUGAUGAAAUAGAUAUCAU
Messenger RNA from Aphidius gifuensis, 353 nucleotides. It is a transcript of the gene ATPsynE, whose product is annotated as ATP synthase subunit e, mitochondrial. Gene Ontology annotation, biological process: proton motive force-driven ATP synthesis. NCBI's taxonomy places the organism in Eukaryota, Metazoa, Arthropoda, Insecta, Hymenoptera, Braconidae. Gene Ontology annotation, molecular function: proton transmembrane transporter activity. The transcript is spliced from 3 exons. The record is from RefSeq and is a predicted model, not a curated record. The coding region runs from base 101 to 346 and encodes 81 amino acids.